GCCCCACUGUAAAUUGCGGUGUUGGAAAAGUGAUUUCUAGAUUGUUAUUUUAAUAUUUGUGGGUUCAAUGACGAAAUGUCAAAAAGAAAUAUAGCUUAUGUAAAGCCUGAAGAACCUAGUUUUUUAAAAAAACUUAAAGAACAAGCCGGUUACGUAGAAGGACCGACGAUCGAAACAAAACGUGAGGAAUUGGGACUUGUUCGGGACGAGGAUUUCGAAGACAACCACGAAGAAUUACCAACUGUUGUUGUUUUAAAAGAAGGCGACUUAACAGCUGAAGAAGCUGCACGUGAAAAAGUUAGGCUUGAGAAAGGUAAGGGACACUUCAUUACCUUAAACCCGGAAACUUGGUAA
Messenger RNA from Brassicogethes aeneus, 354 nucleotides. NCBI's taxonomy places the organism in Eukaryota, Metazoa, Arthropoda, Insecta, Coleoptera, Nitidulidae. The record is from the annotation of a GenBank genome assembly.